Messenger RNA from Knipowitschia caucasica, 315 nucleotides. Lineage: Eukaryota; Metazoa; Chordata; Actinopteri; Gobiiformes; Gobiidae. The record is from the annotation of a GenBank genome assembly.
AUGGACGACCUCGUGACGGGGACGAGGCCAGCACUAAUUAACAGUGAGCCGCCAUCUUGGCUGUCGAGGGGGGUCCUCACAGCGGCGUCCUCUCCCUCUGGACGUCCUCAAAUGACGGAGGGUGAGACCAGGGCGAGCCCCGGAGUCAGGAGAGACCAGUGCGGGACCAGUGCGAGAGGCUGGUGUGGGGUGUGGGGGGCCCGGGGGAGUGCGGGAGCGUGUGAGAGCGAGGCCCGAGUCCAUCAGCGUGACCAGAAGAUACACACGGAUCAGGACGAGUGUGACUCUGAGGGGGUUGUCGCGGUCUCAAUAUGA